UGCUGCAUGCGGGGAGGCGCCGGCUUGAGGGGGCGGCCCGGCCGCUGCCCGCCCGGCUCGGACUGAGCCCCCGCUUUCGGCUCGGCCGGCGGCUCCCGCCCCCUUGAGCUGCAAGGUGAGAUCGGAGCCCGGCUGUCCGCGGCGCCAUGGACAGCUUCCUGGAGGAUUAUGAGGAGGCGCCGGCGGUGGUAGUGGGGGGAAAGAGAAGGAGGAGGAAGAGGAGCCCCGCCACUCAGGCGGCCUUGCAUCCGCUCCUGCACCUGCCCUUCCUGCCGCCGCAGCCGGUAUCUUCCAAUGAACACAAGUUAAACUUCAAGAAGAGCAAGGAAGCAUGUUUAAGUUACAUUCAGGAUGCCUUGCUCCAAAAGCAGUGGAAAAGGGCUGCAGAGUUCCUGACCUGCUAUGUUGAGUCACUAGAGAAGGACUAUUCCAGAGAACACAUAGGUCCAUCAGAGAUGAUUUGGAGAAUAGGAACUGAAAUUUUGUGGCGUCAUUCCCAAAGCAGGAUGAAAGAGUUCAACUGUUUCAUGGAACAGAUGAAAACUUUAGGAGUAAAAAGGUACUUGAAGGUCUGCUUGGAGCAUGUCUUCCAUCUCCUCUGUAAUGGGCAAAUAGAUGAAGCCUACCAGAACCUGUCCCUGGCAGAAAGCUGGAGGUUUGGAGAGCAAACAGCCAUUCAGGAUAAGGAAAUUAAGCUGAUUCAGGCUUACAGGGGACUCUUGGACUACUGUAGCUGGUCUAAGCAGAAGAAAAUCCUGUUAGAACAUGGUGAGGAUGGAUUUGCAGACUUGGCUGUUGAGCAGGAAAUGCACAGUUACUUCCGGAAGGCAGCAGUGAACUUGAAGGAGAUUAUUAAAAUACCUGGAAUUUGGGAUGUCUUUGUGAAAUGCUAUGUGGAUUUGCUGGAGUUCUAUGGAGAGCACAAUGAGGCCCGCCAAGUGUUAAAUGAAUAUGCCUACAACUCAAAGUUCCCUGCUAACCCCAAUGCCCAUGUCUACCUCUAUCAGUUCCUCAAGAGGCAGGGUGAAUCAAAGAAAUCCCUCAUAUCUGCACUGAAGAUCUUGCAUGAUAUUGUUCCUUCUCAUGAACUAAUGAUAGAUUUUAAUACCAUGCUUCAAAAAUCAAAGAAAAGAAAAAAGUGUCAACUGGGACUAGAAGUUAUUUUUGCAGCCUUGGAUUAUGCUGGCUGGAAAGAAAAUGCAAAAGCAUGGAGCUGUUUGGCAAGACAGGUGAAACAAAUUGUAAUCACCGAGAAGCAUCUUGACUGGAUCCAGCAAGAGUGGAACUCCAGGAAGGACUGGUGGCCAGACUUCCAUUUUAGCCAUUACUUGGCAAAAAGGAAUUGGCAGGAAAAUAAAAGCCUUUCACAUGAAAAAGCUCUGGUGGCUGGAAUCCUGCUGGGAAAGGAUUGCAAAUACUUCAAAUAUGUAUCACACCAAGGCUGCAAAGCUCGGCUGAAAAGGUUUCGGAUGCUGAAGAAGUUUGUGACUAGGCACAAUCCUGUCUACCUGAGAAUAUCUGGUCCUCCAGAUUGCUCUGUUCAGCCUUGAUGAGAAGGUGUCCCUAAGGUUCUUGGUACUUUUUCCUCUCUGUAAAACUGACUUUUGUGUUGGUGGUACUCCAAAACCUUUAGGCAGACCCUAUUGACUCAGUACUAGACUUUUUAAAAACAUAUUUAUGUAAAACCACUUUGGUUGGUAUUUAUUUUAUAAUAAAAUGAAUAUAAAUCAAGUGAUAAUGUCUGAAGAAAGAAUUACAGAAAGAAUUUCUGUAAUGUUACUCUAAUAUUUGUGUGAAAUGCUAACAGUGUUGAUUUCAAAUACAUCUUAAAAGAGCAGAGGCACAGAAAUACUGAGAAAUUCUCUACCUCCUGGAAGAGACUUUUUUUUGCAGUCAUGCCCAUGAGUUGAAAUACGCAGUGUUGCCGUGUUUGGAAAGCAAAUGUUCAUGUGUUAUCACAAACCAGAAUUCCAGUUUCCUUGAAAACAACAACAAAAUGGUUUCCAAAUAAUACUUCUGUUUUAAUGCCGCAUCUGUAGAAUUCUGGAGGGUGAAGUGCUUGAACCUCCCUCUGGGAUUUUGGUCUGGGUUCAGAUAGGUCUUGUGAGAAGUGCCUUAAGACAACGUAUCUUAAACAUUAAGUGAAAUACUUGCUGUAAGUGUGUUUUGUUAAAAGCAAUUACUCAUCAUUCCCAACCCUAGUGCUUGUUUACUUCUGACUCCCUAAGAAUGCUGCUUCCUCACUGUGUAAUAGUCAGGGUGUGUAAGGUUGCACAUGGGGGGUGAGGGGCAAGGAGACAGACACACGACUCACUCCUGAAGUUCAAUGUUCAUAUGGCACAGAGGAAGUUUAUUUUCCCAGGCUACCCUUGAUAAAGACUUUUAAAAGGCCCGGUCUGGAUAUUCUCGUUGGCCUGAACUCCAUGCCCCCUCAGGAUCUGGCCAGUGAAAUGCUUGCAGCUUCAUAAGAGAUCUGAUUGGGAGAAGCCCGUGUUAGUUAAUCCUGGGACUUGGUAGCAAGCUCAUAUGUGCCAUCCGGUAACAUAUCACUCUUCUUUGUUUAAUAAAUUUUGUAAUUUGUUUUCUGUUACUCAUCUGCAAAGGCCCUUUACAAACACAACAGCAACAGCAUGGCCAAAUUUGCAUGGAAGCUGCAGCAUUUCUGUUCAGAAUGUGUUGAGGGAGAACUCAGGCCACGGGCACAAUGCUUAUGUGUUACAACUUAUAAAAACAAAAACCCAUUCAACCUUUAACCCAUUUAUAGAAAAGCCCGGCUAUUAAAGACAACCUGUAACCCAUUUAUCUCUUGAAGAACCCAACACCCAGAAAACAAUCCGUAAACAGAAAAACAGCUGUAAACAGGAAAAUACUUAGUAAACAAUUCAAGUCCUUAUAUUGACUAUCUAUGUGGUAGGUAGUCAUUUGUAAUCCAUGGUUCUGUUGAAGAGACUUCAGAAUGCUGUCCAGUGUCCUUUACCUUGGAUUUCUUAGGAAUAUUGUACUGUUACAUGACUUUUUAUAAAACAUAAGCACAUAACAUCACCCAAAACUCAAAAAGGGGAGGUGUACCUUUCCCCCAACUUUUUUUCCACUUUUUUCUUUGUAUAAUAAGUAGAAAUAGAAAUAAAGCAUGCAUUUCUUAACAGCAUUAAUAAGGUAGGGGGGUUGCUGAAAGGUCUCUUUCUCAUUAUGAGCAAACUUCUGGAAGGCUAUUCCGGACAAAGCCUCUAUGCCUCUCUCAAAAGUAAAAGAGUUAGCCUUUUUGCACAGAAUAUUCAUCUACCUUUUCAUAGAUUGAUCAGGCCAAUGACUUGGUUGGGAGAGAUUCCCUGCAUAAAAACAAGUUUGUAUUAAUAUCCAGUGCAAAAUAAAACGAAAAAAAUUUAACAU
Molecule: messenger RNA, 3390 nt
Organism: Melospiza georgiana
Lineage: Eukaryota; Metazoa; Chordata; Aves; Passeriformes; Passerellidae
Gene: TAF1A
Product: TATA-box binding protein associated factor, RNA polymerase I subunit A
Exons: 10
Coding region: 147-1550 (467 amino acids)
Biological process (GO): transcription by RNA polymerase I
Cellular component (GO): RNA polymerase I transcription regulator complex
Source: RefSeq, a predicted model, not a curated record